AUGUCCAACGCGCUCGCUAGCACCAGCACCAGCAUAAGAAGCGGACCGAGCGCACCGAUGUGCGCGCCCUCGCCGCACCCAUAUAAGGCCUCGCUUCUCAUCGACACCCCCGACCUUCAGCUCGUCGCACUCAGACACCUCCCCUUCGCCGCCGCCGACGGACCUCCACUCCUGCACGAGUACGAGCCCCUUUCAGCUGCGAGCACGCCCGAGUCGCCCGGCCCGCCCACCCCCCAAGCCAUGUCCUAUUCUGCCAGCACCCCACGUCAGCCUUGGACGGGAGGUCCCCUCCCUCUCCCCCUGCCAGAGUACGCACCAAUACCUCCGUCGUACCCUCCUACGCCGUCGUCGCCGUCGCCAACGCCCGAACACAUGUGUGGCAACUCGUUCGACUUCGCGACCAACGGAAUGUCCGUGUCCCGCGCCGGGCUCUCGUUCAUCCUCCUCGCGUGGAGCGCGCAGAACACACGGUAGCG
This is a messenger RNA of Cutaneotrichosporon oleaginosum, 476 nucleotides long. RefSeq lists its product as uncharacterized. NCBI's taxonomy places the organism in Eukaryota, Fungi, Basidiomycota, Tremellomycetes, Trichosporonales, Trichosporonaceae. The record is from RefSeq and is a predicted model, not a curated record.